AUGUCCGCCCGGGGCUUCCUGAUCCCCACCUUGCGCGCCCUCUUGAUCGCGUUCGCGCUCUUCGAGGCCGUCAACAUCCGGCUGUACGCGGUCCGCACCUACGGCCGCGUCAUCCACGAAUUUGACCCGUGGUUCAACUUCCGCGCCGCCGAGUACAUGGUCGCGCACGGCUGGGGCGCCUUUCAGGCGUGGUACGACCACGAGGUGUGGUACCCGCUCGGGCGGCACGUCGGCUCGACGACGUACCCCGGCCUGCAGCUCACCGCCUGGGGCGUCCACAGCGCGCUCGCGGCGGUUGGCCGGCCCGCCUCGCUCAACGAUGUGUGCGUCUUUUUGCCCGCCGGCUUUGGCGCGCUCGCGGCGGGCUUCACGGGGCUGCUGGCGUGGGAG
Emiliania huxleyi CCMP1516 is the source of this 390-nucleotide messenger RNA. RefSeq lists its product as hypothetical. Lineage: Eukaryota; Haptophyta; Isochrysidales; Noelaerhabdaceae. Gene Ontology annotation, molecular function: oligosaccharyl transferase activity. The transcript has a single exon. The annotation marks the transcript as partial. Gene Ontology annotation, cellular component: membrane. The record is from RefSeq and is a predicted model, not a curated record.